CUGAGCCAGGCGGAGGAAAAGAUACAGGAAAAGCAGGUGUUAUUUCAGACAACUGAUUCCCUUGAAGCAAAGAAGACUCCAUUAAACAUCAGGAAAAUGCCAGUUGUCAGCGGGACCUCACAGGAGGGUGACCAACAAAAGGGGACACAGGAGGGAAGUGGAAGGACACUGGCACUUAAUUCGAGACCUUCUCGUGGUAGAAUGGAAACCACUUCUGUGCAGCCAGUUCAGGACGUGGUGACCUUUGAGGAUGUGGCGGUGUAUUUCUCAGGGGCGGAGUGGGCUCUGCUGGAUCCGGAGCAAAGAGCUCUGCACCAGGAAGUCAUGGCGGAGAACGGCAGGAAUCUGGCCUCUUUGGGCAAUGGAAGGACAGAUCAUUCUCGACCGUCUCUUUGUGGUGGAACGGAAACCACCUCUGAACAACCAGAUCAGGGUCUGGUGACCUUCGAGGAUGUGGCGGUGUUCUUCUCAGAGGAGGAAUGGGCUCUGCUGGAUCCGGGCCAAAGGGCCCUGCACCAGGAAGUCAUGGCGGAGAACGGCAGGAAUCUCACCUCCCUCGGCGAUGUGAGGGUGGCUGAGAAAGUGACAGAGCAUCAGAGAAAGAAAACCGAAGCAAAGGAGAAACAGGCAAAGAAAUCCAUGGCUCCUGAAGGGGCCAGUUGUCUGGAAACCCCAAGCCAAGAAAAAAGUGGUAAAGGAAAGAAAAGAAACAAGCUCUGUCGUGUUGCAAAAACCUUUCCUAGUAAAUUAAACCUUAGGCCCCGUUGGAGAACACACAGUGGAGGGAAAUGCUCAGAGCUUGGAAAGAGCAUCAGUCAGAGCAAAAACCUUAGUUCUUAUCAAAGAGUCUCCACAGAGGAAAGACCGUACGAGUGCUCAGUAUGCGGGAAGAGGUUUGUUCAGAGUGCACAUCUCGCUGCCCAUCAGAGAAGCCACACAGGAGAGAAACCAUAUAAAUGCAAAGAGUGUGGAAAAAGGUUCACAGAGGGCAAAAGCCUCAUUGCCCACCAAAGAAUCCACACAGGGGAAAAGCCCUUUGAAUGCUCCGUGUGUGGGAGAAGCUUCAGAGUCAGCAUAACCCUUACUUACCACAAGAGAAUCCACACAGGAGAGAAACCGUACAAGUGCUCAAUAUGUGGGAAGAUUUUCAGAGUCAGCUCGAGUCUUCGUUCACAUCAGAGGAUCCACACAGGGGAGAAGCCAUAUAAAUGUUCAGUAUGUGAGAAGAGCUUCAUUCAAAGUGCCCAUCUCAUUUCCCAUCAGAGAAUCCACACAGGGGAGAAACCGUUUCGCUGCUCAGAUUGUGGAAAGACCUUCAAUCAGAGUGCAAACCUUAUCCGACAUCAAAGAACUCACACAGGGGAGAAACCAUAUAAAUGCCUGGAGUGUGGAAAAAGCUUCUGUCACACUGCAUCCCUUUCUUCCCACCAAAAAAUUCACACAGGUGAGAAACCUUAUGAAUGCCUGGAGUGUGGCAGAAGAUUCAGACAGAGUGGAAACCUUAAUUCACAUCAAAGAAUUCACUCAGGGGAGAAACCUUAUAAAUGUCUGGACUGUGGAAAAAGCUUCAUUAACAAUACAGCCCUUUCUUCCCACCAAAAAAUUCACACAGGUAAGAAACCUUAUAAAUACCUAGAGUGUAGGAAAAGCUUCAGUCAGAGUGGCAACCUUAAUACCCACCAAAGAAUUCAUACUGGAGAGAAAACAUAUAAAUGCCUGGUGUGUGGAAAAAGCUUCUGUAACAGUGGAAGCCUUAAUAGACAUCAAAGAAUUCACACGACGGAGAAGCCAUAUAAGUGCCUGGAGUGUGGAAAAAGCUUCAGAGAUAGUGGAAGCCUUAAUUCCCACCAAAGAAUUCACACAGGUAAGAAACCUUAUAAAUGCCUGGUGUGUGGAAAAAGCUUCUGUAACAGUGGAAGCUUUAAUAAACAUCAAAGAAUUCACAUGAGGGAGAAGCCAUAUAAGUGCCUGGAGUGUGGAAAAAACUUCAGAGAGAGUGGAAGCCUUAAUUCCCACCAAAGAAUUCACACAGGGGAGAAACCUUAUAAAUGCCUAGAGUGUGGGAAAAGCUUCCGUGUCAGUGGAAACCUUGAUACCCAUCUGAGAACUCACACAGGGGAGAAGCCAUAUAAAUGCGUGGAGUGUGGAAAAAGCUUCAAUCAGAGUUCACCCCUUUCUUCCCACCAAAGAAUUCACAAAGGGGAGAAACCAUAUAAAUGCCUGGAGUGUGGGAAAUGCUUCAGACAGAGAGGAAACCUUAAUUCCCAUCAAAGAAUUCACACAGGGGAAAAACCCUAUAAAUGCCUGGAAUGUGGAAAAAGCUUCAGUGAUAGAGGAAGCCUUAAUAAACAUCAAAGAACUCAUACAGGCAAGAAACCCUAUAAAUGCCUGGAGUGUGGGAAAAGCUUCAAUCGUAGUAGCAUCCUUACUUACCACCAAAGAAUUCACAAAGGGGAGAAACCAUAUAAAUGCCUGGAGUGUGGGAAAUGCUUCAGACAGAGAGGAAACCUUAAUUCCCAUCAAAGAAUUCACACAGGAGAGAAACCCUAUAAAUGCCUGGAAUGUGGAAAAAGCUUCAGUGAUAGCGGAAGCCUUAAUAAACAUCAAAGAACUCAUACAGGCGAGAAACCCUAUAAAUGCCUGGAGUGUGGGAAAAGCUUCAGUCAACAUGGAGAACUUAAUUCCCAUCAAAGAAUUCACACAGGUGAGAAACCAUAUCAGUGUCUGGAGUGUGGGAAAAGCUUCAGUCAGAGUGGGCAACUUAAUUCCCAUCGAAGAAUUCACACAGGGGAGAAACCUUAUAAAUGCCUAGAGUGUGGGAAAAGCUUCAGUCAGAAAGGAAGCCUUACUUCCCACCAAAGAAUUCACACAGGCGAGAGGCCAUACAAAUGUCUGGAGUGUGGGAAAAGCUUCAGGAUUAGUGGACAUCUUGUGUGCCAUCAAAGAAUUCACACAGGGGAGAAACCUUAUAAAUGCCGAGAGUGUGGGGAAAGCUUCAGUCAGAUAGGAAGCCUUACUUCCCACCAAAGAAUUCACACAGGUGAGAAGCCAUAUAAAUGUUUUGAAUGUGGGCAAAGCUUCAGGGUUAGUGGACUCCUCAAUUGCCAUCAAAGAAUUCACACAGAGGAGAAACCUUAUAAAUGCCUAGCAUGUGGGGAAAGCUUCAGACAGAUAGGAAGCCUUACUUCCCACCAGAGAAUUCACACUGGUGAGAAGCCAUAUAACUCUUUGGAGUGUGGAAAAGUUUCAAUCAGAGAGGAAGCCUUAACCACCAUCCAAGAAUUUGUUACCCCAAUGAGUCUCCUUGAAAGUUUUGUGGGAGAAUUAGCAGCAGGUAGAGGCUAGGUGGGGUGGGGGCAACAGGCAGGAUUUCUACCUUUGUCUGUCGUGACUCAACCCUCAGAGAAAAUAACUAAACAAGGUGUUUUUCCCAAAACAGUAAUGAACUUUAUUGAUACGAGAAAAUAAGCAUAUAAGAAAGCAUAAAAACAUACCUCUACCUACAAACCCACAGAUUUCUUGGAAGGCAGUGGGGAAAUUGUAGAAAGUGGGGAUUGGGGAAUAGUUACCAUAUAGACGAAUAGCGUUGUCUGCUGUGGAAAGCAG
This is a messenger RNA of Eublepharis macularius, 3606 nucleotides long. Its product is annotated as zinc finger protein 420-like. Gene Ontology annotation, biological process: regulation of transcription by RNA polymerase II. The transcript is spliced from 10 exons. The coding region runs from base 97 to 3345 and encodes 1082 amino acids. NCBI's taxonomy places the organism in Eukaryota, Metazoa, Chordata, Lepidosauria, Squamata, Eublepharidae. The record is from RefSeq and is a predicted model, not a curated record. Gene Ontology annotation, molecular function: RNA polymerase II cis-regulatory region sequence-specific DNA binding; DNA-binding transcription factor activity, RNA polymerase II-specific.